AUGAAUUUACAUUCACCUGAAAGUUUCGUGUCUUCAACAGUGCAAGCUAAUUUCGAAGUUGAAAAUCUUUUAAAAAUUAAUAAAAUGAAGUUUGAAUUAUUCUUACGUGUGGCCUUCGUAAGGUCAACUAUGCUUGAAAUGAACACACCAAGUAAAAAUGAUAAGCUUCUUUUCAUUUCGAAAUCAGAAUGGGACUGA
This is a messenger RNA of Clunio marinus, 198 nucleotides long. The record is from the annotation of a GenBank genome assembly. Lineage: Eukaryota; Metazoa; Arthropoda; Insecta; Diptera; Chironomidae.